Menidia menidia (Atlantic silverside) is the source of this 3889-nucleotide messenger RNA. Lineage: Eukaryota; Metazoa; Chordata; Actinopteri; Atheriniformes; Atherinopsidae. The record is from the annotation of a GenBank genome assembly.
AGCUAGCUGUCAGAAAGUGAGUUCAUUCCCCCAAGCCGAGGAGACGGAUCGCCGUUGAUAGAUUUUUUUUUGCCCUUCCGUUGGUAUCUAACACAUUGAGUCAGCGACACAACGGGUCGAAAUUUCCACCGAGCCCGGCCAUGGACGAACAGGCAGGGCCCGGCGUGUUCUUCAACAACAAUAACAACUCUGUUUUACCCGGCGGUGGAAAAGGACCACUGCCCGAUGGCGACGCCGGGGAGGCGGCGAGGGCGCAAUACAGUAUCCCGGGGAUCUUGCACUUCCUGCAGCACGAAUGGGCCCGUUUCGAAGUAGAAAGAGCACAAUGGGAGGUGGAGCGGGCUGAAUUGCAGGCUCAAAUUGCCUUCCUGCAGGGGGAAAGGAAAGGCCAGGAGAACCUUAAGAAGGACCUUGUCAGGAGGAUCAAAAUGCUGGAGUAUGCACUGAAGCAAGAGAGAGCAAAAUACCACAAGUUAAAAUAUGGGACGGAGUUAAAUCAAGGUGACAUGAAACCUCCGAGCUACGACUCUGACGAAGCCAAUGAAAACGAGUCUUCUGGAUCGAUUAACAAUCAGCUGUCCUGGAAACAAGGCCGGCAGCUCCUCAGACAGUACCUGCAGGAGGUGGGCUACACAGACACUAUCUUAGAUGUGAAGUCCCAAAGAGUCCGAGCCCUGCUAGGACUCGCUGGGGACGGAGGCACGAAGACGGGUGAACGCACGAGUGACGAGCCUUUGGUCAAUGGCACCGACUCGGCAACAAAGGGCACGGGAACCAGGGCGAAAGCUGAGCUCUCUGACACCAGUGCUGUUCUGGAGGCCUUCAAGUUCAUUGAGAAUGCAGCGGCUGAGUUCAGCGAUGAAGACGAGGAUGAGGAUAGCGAGGGGAAAGACAGAACCCACGUGGACUCCAGGACUAUCCUGAGAAAGAAGCCCGCAUCGUCAUCAUCACCAGCUAGCAUGGACACCAGUGAGGACUCUUACACAGAGGAGGCUCUUAAGGACUUUGACUUCCUGUCCAGCCUUGAAGACAUGGACACGUCAUCGGAGUUUAGAGGCACUGGGGAUGGCACAGACUGGGAGAAGGACGAGCAAGGUCCCAUUUGUGAGGCCUGGGACGUGGACCCGGGCCUGAUAACCAAACUCAAGGAGCAGUACAAAAAGGAGCGCAAGGGCAAAAAGGGGGUGAAGAGACCCAACCGGUCCAAGCUACAGAACAUGCUGGCUAACCUGAGAGAUGCAGAGGACCUGUCUCACAUGCAGCCUCCAUCCACCCCCCAGGCCCGGCCCAGCGUUGCCCGCUUCACUGAACAAGAGGGAAACCGGACAGAUGAAGUUGAGGCGCUUACUUUCCCACCCACCUCAGGGAAGGCGUUCAUCAUGGGCACCGAUGAGGCCAUGGAGAGCGAGCUGGGCCUGGGCGAGCUGGCCGGGCUCACCGUGGCCAAUGAGGCCGACAGCCUGGCAUAUGAUAUUGGCAACAAUAAGGAUGCCAUGAGAAAAACGUGGAACCCCAAGUUCACUCUGCGGAGUCAUUUCGACGGGAUCCGCGCUCUGACCUUUCACCCCGUGGAGCCAGUGCUCAUUACUGCUUCAGAGGACCACACGCUCAAGAUGUGGAACCUGCAAAAGACAGCUCCUGCCAAAAAGAGCACAUCUUUAGAUGUGGAACCCAUCUACACAUUCAGGGCUCACAGGGGAGCUGUGCUGAGUGUGGUGAUGAGCAGUACCGGGGAGCAGUGUUUCAGCGGGGGGAUUGAUGGAACCAUCCAAUGCUGGAACACCCCGAACCCCAACAUCGACCCCUAUGAUUCCUACGACCCGUCGGUGCUACGUGGCGCUCUAAGUGGACACACUGACUCGGUGUGGGGUUUGGUGUACAGCAGCGCCCACCAGCGCCUCCUCUCCUGCUCUGCAGACGGCACCGUCAGACUGUGGGAUGCCAACACCACCUCCCCCGCCCUGGCCGUGUUCAACGAAAACAAAAAGCUGGGCAUCCCCUCCUCAGUGGAUCUGGUGUGCAGUGAACCAGCUCACCUGGUCACAUCCUUCACAAACGGGCAGAUUGGCCUUUUCAACAUGGAGACCCGCCAACUGGUCCUCAAUCUGGAAUCAGACCUUGAGCCAGGCACCCCCUGCCAGAUCAACAAGGUCCUCAGCCACCCCACUCUUCCCAUCACCAUCACUGCACAGGAGGACCGCCACAUCAAGUUCUUUGACAACAACAGUGGGAAACUCAUUCAUUCCAUGGUGGCCCAUCUGGAUGCUGUCACCAGCUUAGCUGUGGACCCGAAUGGACUUUAUCUCAUGUCCGGCAGUCACGACUGCUCUAUCCGUCUGUGGAACCUGGAGAGUAAAACCUGCAUCCAGGAGUUCACAGCUCACAGAAAGAAGUUUGAGGAAUCAAUCCACGAUGUGGCAUUUCAUCCAUCUAAAUGUUACAUUGCCAGCGCCGGGGCAGAUGCUCUCGCCAAAGUGUUUGUAUGACGCGGAGCUGUGCGUCCCCCCACAGCCCUGCUCUCUGACUCAGCUUCCCACGAUCAGGGACCAAUAGAGACCCAGCAGGGGAAGGACAGCCACGCAGGGGUCCAGUCCCACCUCCCACAGCCCCCUGGUCUCCUGUUGGACUUGCAGACUAUGUAGCCGGUAGCCUCAAACAAGCUGUGGCUCUCCUCAGAGAGGGUUCGCAGGGAGACCAGCCAGAGGGAGAACCGCUCUCUGGCCCCCCACCCACCAUCCAGGCAGGCCUGGGUGUGACCGGCCGCAGUGCCCCUGCAGACACCAAUUUAACCUCCACUGAAUGGAGGCUCAGGACAAGUGUCAGUGUGUAAAGGAGAAAGGAGGUUUUCAGCGCCCUCUUCUUCUGCCCCUGUGGCUUCACGCUCAUCCCCACCCCCCCUCAGGCCCUCGACCCUCCCUCUCACACGGACCAGGUCCAGUCCCCUCACUCCAAGUCAGGUUUUUCAGAGCGUGGGCAACUGAAGGCCCGCCGGAGCUGCCGCGGAAGCCUCACACUUCCUCUACUCCACUUCCCAGACUGACUCCGCUUGCUGGCCUGCCUUCAUUUUUCCUUUUUAAAACCCCAUAUUGACAAACGUGCCUUUGCUUUAAAAAGGUCUUGAAAAUGUUAUUUUAACAAGCUUUUUUUGGGAAACAGGGAGGGAGGGAAUGGUGGAGAAUUUCAAGCUGGUGUUCACAAUGUUGUUGAUUUUAACAUUGGAUGUAAAAUUACAAAUGCUUAUAAUAAACAAAAUAUAUAUUCAGUCUUAAAAUUUACUGUGCAGUGUGAGUUUGAGUGUCAUUUUUGAUAAGUGUGGUUGGGAAAUCAGUUUUGUGCAUUUCAGGACGAAGCUGGCAGAGUGAAACAGACCAUUAAAUAUAUUGCCUGUUUGUUUGACUCAAGUAACUGUACACUUCCGCAUUAAGGUAACAAACAUAUGUGUCCAAAGUAAACCAUCUUGGUUAUAUAAUUACAACUCUGACUUGGUUCUAGAUGUCAAUUUUAGGAGUAACUAACCAAUUUUGGCCAGUUUGCUCUUGUUUGAAUUGAUUGCGUGUACUAUAUGUAGUAUUCCCAAGCUGUGUGGACAGGCUUUACUACAAUGUGAUGUAUCAUGUCCUGAUAUUUGCAGUAGUCCAUUGUUUAGCAGGAAAUUAGUGCAGUACUUUAGGACUAUUUGAAACAAUGAAUUAACCAUCCGACACUGAGGGAAGAAAAUUGUCCUGCAAUUCCAGUUUCCUGUAAACUGAAGCGGUUAAAAGUUUUAAAAACGGAAAAGGAAAAAGUCAAUCAAGAUGUACAUGGAGAGUACAGCUUCAGAUGAGCCAUUUUCUCAGUCACUGGUUUGUAUAUGGAAGUAUGUUGAAAAUAAAACCUGCUGUAAAACGUU